Messenger RNA from Zootermopsis nevadensis, 3642 nucleotides. It is a transcript of the gene Rhp, whose product is annotated as GTP-Rho-binding protein rhophilin. Gene Ontology annotation, molecular function: protein binding. NCBI's taxonomy places the organism in Eukaryota, Metazoa, Arthropoda, Insecta, Blattodea, Termopsidae. The record is from RefSeq and is a predicted model, not a curated record. Gene Ontology annotation, biological process: signal transduction; negative regulation of stress fiber assembly.
GUAAAUUCCGAUGUUUCAGCAUUGGAAGUGUUCAGUGUGUUCUCCCUUUCACCUUGAAAGGAGAUUCGAUUUGUUGAUAGACUACAUUCUCUUUCUUAAUCCCAAAAGUAAGACUUCGGCUUUUAAUUACGUUGUGGGCCACUUGGCGAGCGGUCAUUUUUAAGAGGAAGCAAAUGCCGAUGUUGAAGAUCUUUGUCGUCAGUUAUUCUGAAGAAGCCAUGACAGAGGUAGCCGUAUUUUGGUAUCUUCAGCAUUUCAAAUUAAUUUUUGUCUAUAGGUUUUUGCGGCUGUAGUUCACUGUACAAAUUCAGAUUUCGGGGGUGAGCCGCGUCGAAUAUUGGAAAUUAUCUAACCACGAUUGUCGCCUCUUACUGCCGCGAGGCGAUAAAUUAUUUGAAGAUAACUAUCUUCUGGGAUGUUGAGCCGAGUACUCUUAUAGCCGUUUUCUGACAUUUCGGAGGUGCUUGCUGCCACCAUCUUCAGGGCGAUGAGACCGCCGUGAGAAUUUGAAAUCACAGCGAUAACUAAUUUUAUCGUAGUAAUUUUUAGGACCUUAUAACCACUUCAGUAGCAUUAAUUUGGAAACAUUCAUACGGGUAUACCGUGUAGUUUUCAAUUUAGUCUGUAAACAGGAUUGAAGUUUAUUAUUUAACUGGUUUGAUGAAGAAUUUUCAAGUGAAGUGAGAGAGUCUUGAAACAGUGAGAUAAAGUGUGAAGUGUGAAGUGGGCUGAAAUAUAUGAUGCCAGAUCGCCAUGUUGAAGUGGGUACGAGGUGAUACAGGAGGAACGGACGCACGAAAAAGAGUUGGGGGUUCCGAUCCACGCGUGGCAACAUGCCGUGGCAAACUGCAGAACAAACGCUCCAAGCUCAAUCAGGAGAUCAACAAAGAGCUAAGACUCCGAGCAGGCGCAGAAAACCUUUUCAAAGCUACUACAAACAGGAAGCUGAAAGAAACGGUGGCUUUGGAGUUGAGUUUUGUCAACUCAAAUCUGCAGCUCCUCAAAGAACAACUUGCGGAACUGAACAGCUCAGUGGAGCUUUAUCAAAAUGACAGCACUGAACCUGUCAUGCCCAUGAUUCCACUUGGCCUGAAGGAAACCAAGGAAAUCGACUUCCGGGAACCUUUCAAGGAUUUCAUUUUGGAACACUACAGUGAGGAUGGGAGCCAGUAUGAAGAUUCCAUAGCAGAGUUCAUGGACAUUCGGCAGGCAAUGCGGACACCUCUGCGGGACAGUUCAGGUGUGGCGCUAUUGUUCCAAUAUUAUAAUCAACUGUACUUUGUGGAGAGAAGGUUUUUCCCUCCUGAUCGGAGCCUUGGCAUUUAUUUUGAAUGGUAUGAUUCUCUAACUGGAGUACCUAGCUGUCAGCGCACCGUGGCAUUUGAGAAAGCCUGCGUACUGUUCAACAUGGGUGCAGUAUACACGCAGAUUGGAGCAAAACAGGAUCGCCUGACUCCCAAAGGAUUGGACAGUGCUGUAGAUAGUUUUUUACGAGCUGCCGGAACAUUUCGGUAUAUUCACGAGAAUUUCACCAAUGCACCCAGCAUGGACCUUGGACCAGAAAUGCUGGAUAUGUUGUCACAACUAAUGCUGGCACAGGCUCGUGAAUGCUUAUUUGAGAAACUGGAACUGCAGUCACGUGAACGGAGGGAUGUUGACUUGUGUUUGGAUCUUGCCCAAGAAGCAGCACAGGUGUCUGACGUGUACAGCAAUGUACAUGCUUUAAUCUCAUCUGCUCCAGUCAAAGACUAUGUUCCCUAUUCUUGGGUGUCUCUUGUUUUGGUGAAGCAGGAGCAUUAUUCAGCUGUGGCACAUCAUUACGUUGCUGUUGGAAUUCUGAGCCGGGAACUGAAUCAACUCAGUGACAGGACCAAGGAUGCUCUACAGUAUCUCCAUGGAGAUUCUGACCCAAAGACACAGCUGGAAAUCCGAGUCCCACAAGACGAUGCAGAAAGAAAGUUAUUAGGCCGUGCCCACUUACGUGAAGCACUGCUAAGACAUGAAGAAAGUCAACGACUACACAGAAUGUGCAGAGAACUCAAGGGCAAGGCAGCACUUGCAGGAGUGCUAAAAAAGUCUCAUAGCCGAGCCUUGGAAGCGUAUACAUCGGCAGAGGAAGAAGAUGAUUUCCGAGAGUUACUAGAUCCUCCACAAAUUCUAGCAUCUACCAAAUUCCAGCUGUCACUGACGCCACCAGACUUCUCUCAGUUCCGUGUAGACGACCUAUUUCGUUUUCUUGGACCAGUAGCCAUCUUUUCAGCAAAACAUCACUGGACAGCACCAAGAUCUAUUCAGUUGCAAAGGCUUGGAGGAGGUGAAGGAUUUGGAUUCUCGGUCCGUGGUGAUGGGCCUGUUAUAGUAGCUGGAGUGGAUCAAGGAAGCCUUGCUGAUUUCGGAGGAAUGAAAGAAGGCGAUUUCAUAGUCACAAUUGGUGACCAAGAUGUCAAGUGGUCUCCACAUGAAGAUGUUGUAAAACUAAUAAAAGAUGCUGGAGACACACUUAGCCUCAAACUUGUAACACCCAUGGACAGAAAUUACCUGAAGCAACCUAAAGGUGGACCAAAGGGCUCAGUUUCAACUAGCAGUAGUUCAAGCUCAGGGGUAUCAAGUGGACAGCCCAGCCCUGCAGGCAGUGUAACAAGCCACCACCAACAUAAGAAACUCACAUGGAACCCAUUUAGAAGAGUGUCUGGUCAACGGGACUCCAAGGAGCAGGGAUAUGACACAAAUGUCAUAUUGAGGUGAGGUGGUUGUCAAUCACUGCAGUUUCAGCCAAAGAGAAAGAAAGGAAUCAACAUUAACUCAGUGUCGAUAUGACAGUGAUUAUGCCUACUGCAGUAUUUACAAGAGGACUGAUCAGUGUGAUUAGAUAUCUUUCUAGUUACAUUACUUAAUUUGAUUUUUAGAACAAUAAAAAUUAGAAGUAUAACAUUCACAAAUUUCUAUUGAAAGACACUUGAGCAGAGAUAAUUAUGCAGAAUUAAUAUUAAAUAAAAGCCUUUUAUAAAGUACAAAAUUGAAAAGAGAGAACCAUGAUUCUAAAAUAUUAGAAUAAGCAUAUUUGCAUUCUUAAUCAGAACACUGUCAAUUUUGAAUUAAUAACAUAACAAAUUCACUUAUUGAAAAACUUUUUAUGAAGGUAUAUCAAAAUGUGAUUGAUAUUGCUUAAAAACAGAUUUUGGUUUUACGAUAUCCACAAGAUUUGUUCUCAUAUGCAGUAGUAGCAUUCAGAAAGAAAUUGGUAUCCUCCAGUAUUGACAACCAUCUCUGAGUGAAACAAACCUUACCUUCCCGUCACAACUACAUAUUGUGUCAACAGAAAAAAGGAAACUGAGUGAAUCCAAGAAGUUUGAAAGCUAAGUGUUCCAAGUUACCAUAUUAAUGGUACACCUGGCUUGGGGACGUGGACAGAGUUCCCUUAAAAGUGUAAGUCUAGGUAGUAUAUAAUAUUGUGUACAUAUUAUAAUGCAUUAUGUAAAAAUUUAUAUAAAUAUACAUUAUAAAGUGUACAGAUUGCUCAGUAACCAUGUAAUUAUGUAUUUGAAGUGCAAAUGUAUUUUGCAGUAUUUACUCUAAAAUGCAAGUAAGUCAGUACAAAUUGAUUGUAUAUGCCUUAUGACAAAUAUAUUAUACUGAAUUUGU